AUGACGGAAUGGACCUUGCUCAAACGUCUCCUGGACGCCGUACACCAGCACUCCACCAUGAUCGGCAGGCUGUGGCUCACCGUCAUGGUCAUCUUUCGGCUGCUUGUUGUCGCCGUGGCGACGGAGGACGUGUACACCGACGAGCAGGAGAUGUUUGUGUGCAACACGCUGCAGCCGGGAUGCUCCACCGUCUGCUACGAUGCAUUCGCGCCCAUCUCGCAACCUCGCUUCUGGGUGUUCCACAUCAUCAGCGUGUCCACGCCGUCGCUGUGUUUCAUCAUCUACACGUGGCACAACCUUUCCAAGCGUCCCCCGAAGACGAGCCAGACUCAGGAGCCGGAGAAAGAAGACUUCGCACGGGAGGCGUACGGUCGGAGCUGUGACUCGGACAGCUGCUCCAUCAGCUCGCAUAAGCAUCUCGGGAGCAGCCUGGCAGACGCCCUGAAAGGCGGUACCGCCGGCGGUGACCCCAAAGGCAUGGCGUCAUUUAUCCAGGCACGGGUUUGCACCCAUAAAGACGGGCAUAGCGAAGGGCACUCCUUCUCCGGAGGGGUCCUGUCCAAAUGUUACAUCUUACAUGUGUGCUUGCGUGCGCUCCUGGAAGUGGGAUUUGUGGUGGCCCAGUGGAAGCUUUUCGGUUUUCAGGUGCCGGUCCAUUUCCUGUGUUCCGCCCCCCCCUGCAGCCAGCCGGUCGACUGCUACGUUUCCAGGCCCACCGAGAAGACCAUCUUCCUGCUCUUUAUGUACUGCGUGGGAGUCUUCUGUGUUCUUCUCAACCUGCUGGAACUCAACCACCUGGGCUGGAAGAAGAUCCGUCAGGCGGUGAAGAUGCGAGACGGUGCCUCAUGGGGGCACCGCCCGGGAAAGAGAUGCGGGUACGAAACCUUUCCAGCAGACACCCCCUCAAUCACAUCUUCUCUGGGCUUCAGGGAUGUGACGAGUACUACUUCACUGCCAACUUUGGACCUGGUGAUGGGACACCAGCCCGACUGGAACUGUGAUGUGGACUUCAGCAGGGUGACGGACGGUGAGGCGGUCAGAGAGUUGCAGCCGAAGAAGCAUAAAGAAGAAAGAAAGGAGGAGAAAAGACCCUCAAAGCUGAGGAGUGCUGAUGAGGUUUGGAUAUAA
This is a messenger RNA of Doryrhamphus excisus (bluestripe pipefish), 1128 nucleotides long. It is a transcript of the gene gjd6, whose product is annotated as gap junction protein delta 6. Gene Ontology annotation, molecular function: gap junction channel activity. Lineage: Eukaryota; Metazoa; Chordata; Actinopteri; Syngnathiformes; Syngnathidae. Gene Ontology annotation, biological process: cell-cell signaling. The record is from RefSeq and is a predicted model, not a curated record. Gene Ontology annotation, cellular component: connexin complex.